GCCUGAAACCGACGGCCCCGCCCCUGUUUGCAGGCUCCCCCACCCCUGUCCGUCCCGCCUCCAGGCCCAUCCCAAGAUGGCCGAGAUCCCCCUGUACUUUGUGGACUUGCAGGAUGACUUAGACGACUAUGGAUUUGAAGACUAUGGUCCAGAUUGUGACAACAUGAGAGUAACAGCCUUCUUGGACAUUCCAGGCCAGGAUAACCUGCCUCCACUCGUUCGCCUGGAGAAGUAUGCUUUCAGUGAGAACACCUUCAAUCGGCAGAUUAUUGCCAGAGGGCUGCUUGAUAUCUUCCGAGACUUCAGUGACAAUGAAGAAGACUUCCUAAUGGUAAUAGAAAUUAUAGUCAGAUUGUCAGAAGAUGCAGAGCCCACAGUGCGGACUGAGCUGAUGGAACAGAUUCCUCCUAUUGCCAUUUUUUUACAAGAAAACAGAUCAGAUUUUCCAGUGGUGCUCUCUGAAUAUCUCAUACCUAUUGUAGUGAGGUACCUCACAGAUCCAAACAAUCAGGUGAGAAAAUCAAGUCAGGAAGUGCUCUUGAUUCUUCUGGAACAAGAUCUGAUUUUCCAGCAUGAUAUUGAAAACAAAGUGUGUCCCAUUCUGCUGCAGCUCUCUGCCCCAGACAGUGAUGACGAAUAUAAAGCAGAAGCUGUGAGCAUAAUCUGCAAAAUGGCUUCCAUGCUGAGUAAGAGUACAGUUGAACGCCUGCUACUCCCCCGAUUCUGUGAACUGUGUGGUGAUGGGAAGCUUUUUCAAGUUCGGAAGGUUUGUGCUGCAAAUUUUGGUGAUAUUUGUCAUGCUGUUGGACAAGAAGCCACUGAGAAAUUUUUGAUCCCAAAGUUCUUUGAGCUCUGCUCUGAUGCUGUUUGGGGCAUGCGGAAAGCCUGUGCGGAGUGCUUCACGGCUGUGUCACACAGCUCCUCCCCUGGGGUCCGUAGAACCCAGCUUUCCCCGCUCUUCAUCAGACUUGUCAGCGACCCCUGCCGAUGGGUGCGCCAGGCUGCCUUCCAGUCCCUCGGCCCCUUCAUUUCCACCUUUGCAAACCCCUCCAGGGCUGGCCUUUAUCUUCGAGAGGAUGGCGCCCUGAGCAUCCGGCCUCUCACCCAGGAUUUUGACUCUGGUUUUGCCUCUGGCUCACCCGCUCCCAGCAGUGGUGGUAACACUUCCCCUACCAGUUUAGCUAGUUCAGCAAAGCCUGUGCAGAGGGAGCCAGAGCUACCUGUGGAAGGGACCUCAGCGAAAACCAGUAAUUUCCCGCACAUCGGUAGCUCCUCUGAUGGCCCAACGGAAAACCCGGUGGAAAGCUCUGUGUCGGCUGGAGCUGAGCUGACCAGGCUUUCCCCAGAGACCAGCGCCUUCUCAAAGCUUUCUGACAAUAACGACUUCCCCAUCAGCAGCUACCCUGGAUCAGAUUCCUGGGCCUGCCCAGGGAACUCUGAGGAUGUGUUCAGUCAUUUUCUUUAUUGGCGAACUCCUCUCCCUGACAUAAGCAAGGACUUAGAGCUGCUUCUGAGCGAGGCUGGGCCUCAGGAGGAUUACUGCAGCAGACCUGGGGUUGUGCACAACAACUGUGUGGCCCGGAGCGAGAUUCAGAAAGUCCUUGAUAGUUUGCAGGAGCAUCUGAUGAAUGAUCCGGAUGUUCAAGCUCAAGUCCAGGUAUUAUCAGCUGCACUGAGAGCUGCACAGCUUGACUCCGUGAAUGAACCCGAGAGCAAGCCAACAGCAGGUCUAAAUGAAGUGUCCAUUUCAGAUCCCAGCUCUGUCUCUGACAAUCAGAUCACUCUGUCGGCCUCAUCAUCUCAGAAUGAGCUCUUUGUGGCCAGGAUAUUACAAAGCACAAUCCAUUGGGUUUCCCAGCCCCCAUCCUCUUUCGGGGACCCACCAUUGCUGCAAUCCCUGAUUACCGAGAAAUGUUGGAGGUGCUGGCUCUACCAUUUCUUGCAAACCUCACCCUUCUGGAGUAGUCUGUGCCUUAAACAUGAUCCUGGUGAACCCAGAAAUGGAACCAGUGACCAUCUGGAGACUGACCAGAGGCAGGAUCCCACCCUACUUGAAGAGAAUAAAUCUAAAUUACAGGAUAUAAUACCUCAGCCGCUGCUAGAUCAGUAUGUGUCCAUGACUGACCCAGCUCGAGCCCAGACUGUCGAUACUGACAUAGCCAAACACUGUGCCUACAGCCUCCCAGGGGUGGCGCUGACCCUGGGCAGGCAAAAUUGGCACUGCCUGAAAGAUACGUACGAAACACUGGCUUCUGACGUACAGUGGAAGGUACGGCGAACCCUAGCCUUCUCCAUUCACGAGCUGGCUGUGAUUCUUGGGGAUCAGUUAACAGCAGCUGACCUGGUGCCUAUCUUCAAUGGAUUUUUAAAGGAUCUGGAUGAAGUGCGAAUAGGAGUUCUUAAACACCUGUAUGAUUUUCUAAAGUUGCUUCAUGAAGACAAGAGGAGAGACUAUCUUUAUCAGCUUCAAGAAUUUGUAGUGACUGAUAACAGCAGGAAUUGGAGGUUUCGAUAUGAACUAGCAGAACAGCUGAUACUGAUUCUGGAACUCUAUAGUCCCAAUGAUGUUUAUGAUUACCUAAUGCACAUUGCCUUAAAGUUGUGUGCAGAUCAAGUUUCUGAAGUUCGGUGGAUCUCCUUCAAACUAGUUGUGGCAAUUCUGCAGAAGUUCUAUUCCAACAGUGAAAGUGCGUUGGGGUUAAAUUUCAUCAAUGAACUCAUCAUAAGGUUCCGGCACUGUUCUAAGUGGGUUGGAAGGCAAGCUUUCGCUUUCAUUUGUCAGGCAGUGGUGAGCAAGGAGUGUGUCCCCGUGGACCAGUUCGUGGAGCACCUGCUUCCCAGCCUCCUGAGCCUCGCGUCAGAUCCUGUGCCCAAUGUGAGGGUUCUGCUAGCCAAAGCCCUAAGGCAGAUGCUGUUGGCAAAGGCGUAUUUUAGAAAUGCCGGUAACCCUCAUCUUGAAGUCAUUGAAGAGACCAUCUUAGCAUUGCAGUCAGACCGGGACCAAGAUGUUUCCUUUUUUGCAGCCCUAGAACCAAAGCGGCGGAAUAUCAUAGACACUGCUGUACUGGAAAAACAGAAUUAACUACUCCGUGAUGAGUUGCACUCUGAUUGUUUGAUGCUUGGCACAUAUGGCUUAUCGUAACUUGAAGGGGAGCUGAUUGUAUUAUACCAGCUGGGGGAGAUUCUGGAGCCUUUCAUACUGUGCACUCUGACUGGCACCUUUGCCGUCUGUACCCCGAAGGCACUGAACCUGAUGGGGCUUUUUCUGGAUGGCUGGGCCAUCCUGAUCAAGCCUGAUCAGUAAGUCUGUGGAAAGAUUGCAGACCAUGUAGCUAACUGGGCACUGGAGCCUCUGAACCACCAGGCUGCCUGCCAGCAAGUUAUUUUCUCCAUGGCAGACUAUGAUCUGAAGUCCUCCCAACCCUUGCCAAGUAAAGUAGUUUAUUAGAAGCUCUUAAGUCUUUAAUAGACCUGCGUAUUUCCUUCCCUUAUGAUUUCCUAUAAAAUAUAGUUUCUGAUGUUAUGUUUUAUUUUUAACUGAAAUACUGUACAUAUGUAAAUAACUCUUGACAGGAAGAAAAUAUAUAAAUGUAGUAUUUGCCCCCUAUCAGUGAGCUGAACAAAUACAUCAUUUAAAUCUAUGCUCCACUUUGAGUUGCUACAAAUAUAGUUCAGUUUGUUUACUUUUGAAAAAUGUGAUAAAGAAAUCUAAAGAAUGAUUGAUGGCAGUCUUUCUAAUAUUGUGCCUUGGUCAUAAACUACUUGGAACAUUCCUCAGGCACUCACUCCUCCCCGCCUGACAGGAACUGUUUCCAUGAAGAUAUGUGUUGGCCUUUGAUAGAGGCAUAAAGCUGAAAGAUUUUUCAUCUUUAUAUGGAUACGCUCUCAUAUGUUUAAGAACUUGAGAAGGAAAUGGAUAACUGAGGUUUUUCCAUUUUAAUAUGGAUAUGUUAUAUGUUUAAAAACUUGGGAGGGAAAUUGAUAACUGAGAUGCAUGGAUAUUGACUUUAUAUCUAAUGCUUUAGAAUCUUAACCAAAAAAAAGGAAAACACAGUUCUGAUCAGAACCUUCCCACAAGUUCUACGCACCUGUGACUUUGGGGGUCAAAUUACAUACUCCUCAAAUUGACUUAAGUACACAUCACUUAGAUUUCAUGCGUUUCAAAUUUAGACUGAGAAGUAUGCUCUAGAAUUUAACCAGGUUUGUUAAAUUAAGGUUUUCUAACCAUUUGAACAUAUUUUUUACAUACAUGUAUGCACAUGUCAUUUUUCUUGUUUCUAUUUUUAUGUUCUCAAAGGUAGGAGAAGGAAGGAAGGAGGAAACAGCUCAUUUGGGGUUCAGGAGCUGGCUCUGCUAAGGGCUUGUAAGCUGUUUCUCUUCUGCCCUUGGAUCUUUUUCUUGUCUUUAUUUUUUAAUGAAAUUUUGAAGCUAUGUAUUGAAUUUUCUGGUAUACAGGAUGUUACUCCCACCUCCAAAUUCCAUUUAACUGAUUCUUUUAAAAGAAAGAUAGGAGUAUAUACACCAUGCCAAAAUAAUAAUAAGGUACGUAUGUGACAGGGUAGCAUUUAGGCAGCAUCAGCAAAAAGUGAGUUAAUAAAUCGGAAGCUACAUAUUUAAGAAAAAAAUCGGUCAAUCCGUCGUGUGUUUAAUACUUGCCUAAAGUAAAUGGAGAUAUUGUUUUGCUUUGGUAACUGGCAAUUUUUAUGUUUGAUUGCCUACAAAUUGAGAUUGUUUUGUUAAAAUCUGUUGAUCGAGCAGCAAGUAGAAUUAUUCAACUGGAAUCUUGUAUUCUAUUCAGGGCUUAAUUUUCCAUUAAGGAAAAAAAUGAGCUUCAGUUUGUGUUGUGAUGUGUAUAAUUUGCAUGCUGAAUCACAACAUGCUUGGAUAGAUUGUAGAGACUCUGGUAAAUAAGCUAACCUUUACAAUUUCAGUUUAUAUGUUAACAUUUUUCUAUAAUUUGAGUGCCUUUCCAAUGCAGAGAUAUUUUUUAUGGCUGUAAUUUCUCUGUAAAAAUAAUUUUUAAGCUUACAUUUUAUUCUUUUUUUGCAACAACCAAGAUUUUUCUAAGAUUGUUCUGUUUCGCCUUGCCCUCCUAGCUCCCGCCCCCAUCACUUCCGCGCUUGUAUUUUCUAAUUAUUCAUGGGUGCGAUGUUGAGUGUUUGUCAUUUGACCACCACAGGUAGGCUUCCUGUUUACUUGAACACUCAGCCUCAUCUCUGGUGAAUGAAUGGAAAAGCACAGAUGGGUUUCUCCCAGGCAGAGCUCACUCCAAAGGUGUCUUCCUAGAGCCAGCCCAGCCUUUGUCAAGGGGACGUUUCUCCACUUAAGUGUGUUUAUUAGCAUCUUUCUCCUGCCCAUAAUUCAAGAGCAUUUUCAGAAUUGAUAGAUUUUGAUGCAGUUUUGCAAGUUUCCAUGGAAGGCUGUCUUCCACUUCUGGGAUCCACCCCCAAGUCGGGACCAGAUCUGCUGCAGGGAGUCAUGUUUAUGAAAUGUUUGUUUUUUGUUUUUUUAUUCAUUCACACUAGAAGUGUUUUUAUAACGAAAGUCUGCACUUUACAACUCUGUAGGCCAUGCAUGCAAUGGUGAUUUGGAGCUUUGUUCACGGGUAAUUCCUCCAGGUGAUUUAUCCCAAUUUCUGCAAAGAUCCUAUUUUAAACAGACACGGAGAAGUGGUAACCGUUUCCCAACAGCAGUAAGAAUGCCCCUUUCAUUUGCCUGGUGAAAAGAACAGUCAUUAACUGCAGCCUGGAGGCUUCGAGGAGGUGGGGACCGGGCCUGAGCUCAGGACUGGGUCCUCAGAGUGUGGCCGCCCGGCGAUGUCUCUGUAUUUAUCAAUAAAUCUCCCUGUUGUUUUGGGAA
Piliocolobus tephrosceles (Ugandan red Colobus) is the source of this 5859-nucleotide messenger RNA. RefSeq names its product serine/threonine-protein phosphatase 4 regulatory subunit 1-like. The record is from RefSeq and is a predicted model, not a curated record. Gene Ontology annotation, biological process: protein dephosphorylation. Bases 77 to 3082 code for a protein of 1001 amino acids. Gene Ontology annotation, cellular component: cytoplasm. Gene Ontology annotation, molecular function: protein phosphatase regulator activity. The transcript is spliced from 21 exons. Lineage: Eukaryota; Metazoa; Chordata; Mammalia; Primates; Cercopithecidae.